This is a messenger RNA of Lodderomyces parapsilosis, 1167 nucleotides long. Its product is annotated as FTR1 family protein. NCBI's taxonomy places the organism in Eukaryota, Fungi, Ascomycota, Pichiomycetes, Serinales, Debaryomycetaceae. Bases 1 to 1167 code for a protein of 388 amino acids. The record is from RefSeq and is a predicted model, not a curated record. The transcript has a single exon. Gene Ontology annotation, molecular function: ferrous iron transmembrane transporter activity. Gene Ontology annotation, cellular component: plasma membrane; high-affinity iron permease complex. Gene Ontology annotation, biological process: iron ion transmembrane transport.
AUGGUCAACGUCUUCAACGUCCAAAUCUUUUUUAUCGUGUUUAGAGAAACCUUGGAAGCCGUCAUUGUUGUGUCGGUGCUUCUUGCCUUUUUGAAACAAGGUUUAGGUAAAUCAACCGAUGAUCCAAAAGUAUACAAGAAAUUGAAACGACAAAUUUGGUUUGGGGCAAUUCUAGGAGUGGUGAUUUGUUUGAUCAUUGGUUGUGCUUUCAUCGGUGCCUUUUACGGUUUGGGUAAAGAUAUUUGGGGUCAAUCAGAAGAUUUAUGGGAAGGUAUUUUUUGUAUUAUUGCCACUGUUUUGAUUUCAUUGAUGGGUAUCCCAAUGUUGAGAAUCAACAAGAUGAAGGAAAAAUGGAGAGUCAAAUUGGCUCAAGCAUUGGUUAAGCAACCCAAACCUGAAGAUGGUCGCAAGGUUUCUAUUUGGGAAAGAUUGAGAUUGAACAACUUUAUUCAACGUUAUGCUUUGUUCAUCUUGCCAUUCAUUACUUGUUUGAGAGAAGGGUUGGAAGCAGUUGUUUUCGUUGGUGGUGUUGGUUUGGAUAAGCCAGCUACAAGUUUCCCCAUUCCAGUUAUCGUUGGUUUGAUUGCUGGUGUUGCCGUUGGUACCUUGUUGUACUACUUCGGAUCCAACUUGUCAAUGCAAAUCUUUUUGAUCAUUUCUACUGGUAUUUUGUAUUUGAUUGCUGCUGGUUUAUUCUCAAGAGGUAUUUGGUAUUUCGAAACUUACAAGUAUAACCAAGCCACUGGUGGUGACGCUUCUGAAAAUGGAUCAGGACCAGGUACUUAUGAUAUUGCCAAGUCAGUGUGGCAUGUCAAUUGUUGUAACCCAGAAACUGAUAACGGUUGGGAUGUGUUUAAUGCCUUGUUGGGAUGGCAAAAUUCUGCCACUUACGGUUCAGUCAUUGGUUACAAUGUUUAUUGGAUUGCCGUCAUAUGUGUCUUAUUGUUGAUGCUUUAUGAAGAAAAGUACGGACACUUGCCCUUGACUAAGAACUUGACCUUGGUUAAGUUAAAUCCAAUGUACCAUAUUAAGGGUAAGAAGAAGUAUGAGAUGUCAGCUGAAGAGAAAGAGAAGUUGUUUGCUCAAGUCAAAUUAGAGGGAUUUAAUAAUGGUAAUGGUAAUGGUGUUUCUGAUGAAGGGUCUGAGAAGUUGAUGGAAACUAAAUAG